Messenger RNA from Pipistrellus nathusii (Nathusius's pipistrelle), 1227 nucleotides. The record is from the annotation of a GenBank genome assembly. Lineage: Eukaryota; Metazoa; Chordata; Mammalia; Chiroptera; Vespertilionidae.
AUGCAGGAGGAAUACACCAAGAGUCCACGUGCAAUCUUCCCCUCCAACAUUCCCUCGUGCAGAUCCAGAUCCUUGUCACCCAGCAAGGAGGGCUUUCGCGGCCACUUCAGCCUGUUGCAUGGCGAGAUGGCCCGGAACUUACAAAAGAGCAUCAAGCACCGCACCCUCUACCUCUUAGAGCAGCUGAGAGUGGAGAAAGCCAGCCGGGACCAGAAUACUGAGAGCUACCUCAAGCUGGUAUCUAAAGCCGACAGGCGCCAGGCCCUGCACAUUCGCCAAGCCUUCGAGAAGGUGAAUCAGCGGGCCUCUGCCACCAUCGCCCAGAUAGAGCGAAGGCUCCAUCAGUGUCACCAGCAGCUGCAGGAGCUGAAGAGGGGCUGCCAGCCCAAGUGCUCAGUGGCAGAGGAGGAGAGCAGCCCGGACAAUGGGCGGCAGCCCUGGGAGAAGGCCCCGUUUCUAGAGUCUUCCAAGCCAGGUGGGAAAGAUGACUUAGCCACUACCUCAUCUGGCAGGCCCCUCCCACUGGACAAUCAGCUGCCGGCCUCACAGCAGGAGAGGUCACCAGCAAGGUUGCCAGAGUCGAAGGCAAACUUGCUAUUGCAGAAGGUGAAGGAAGAGCUCAAAGAAGCCCAGAAAGUCCACCUUGGCCUCCAGAUGUCCUAUCAGAGCCUAAAGGAGAUGUACCUCACAGACCUGCAGAUGUCGCUGGAGUGCCUUCAGGAGGAGAAAUGCAGGCAAUCACUAAUGGCAGAACUGGUGAACAAACACCUGCAGCGGCACCUGGAUGAAAUUUACUGCCUCAAACAGAAUCUGUCCUAUGCUGAAGAGAAAAUGGCCUAUCUUUCCUACAAAAAAGCCAAGGAAAUAUGGGAGGUCAUGGAAAUGUUCCAGUGUCGCAUAUCCAAGCUGGAAACUCUACAGCAAGUGACGCAAGCAAAGAUGACAGAGAACCUCAGACACCGUCCCCGGAAGUUUGUGUUCCGAUUUCUGAACCUGCUCCUCAUGCUGGCCACCAUCUUCUUGGUCUUCUUCUCAACCGGGUGUGCCUUUCCAUUGACACUGUUGAAGUCGCGCCUGCGCAUGUGCACCGUGAUCGUGCUGGUCGGGGUUGGGAUCCUGGCCUGGCAGAAUUGGCAUGCCAUUUCUGCCAUGGACUGGCAGGUCUGGGUUGCCUCCACAUGGAGACUGUAUUCCAAGGAUGCCAAGCCUCUACCAGACGGGCCUUAA